GAGGAUGGAUAGUGGAUGCAGAUUGAAGUCGUGGGGGGGAGAGGUUCGCCAUGCUGCGGCCGGAAUUCUGGACCGGGAGUCUAUGAGGGGCCGCAGUUCCCGUCCCGCCCUUCUCCUGGCGCCGGUCCCAAGGCUCCGCCUCGGAGUGGGACGGGAUCCAGGUUCCCCUCUCCCCCCCGCCAAAGCCCUCUGCCCGGGCCGGGAAUGGAGGCGCCGGCUGAGCUGCUGGCCACGCUGCCGCUCUUGGGAACUGCAUUGGCUCUUUUGCUUGCCUCUUUGUGGUUCUGGCGGAGCCGAGCCUGUGCGCUCGGGAGCUCCGAGGCUCUUAAUCCCCCAAAGCAGGCCCGGCCCUCCGCGGGCGCAGAGGAGACACAGACAUUUGGAGAAGCACCAUACGAGCUAGAGGAGCCUCGGGCGGGGGCAGGAAAAAAAGAGGAGGAGCUGAAGGAGGAGGAAGAGAGACAGAAUGAAGAGCCAAACUCUGAAAGUAAGAAGAUGUCACUACUAGCUAAACUAGAAGAAGAAGAUGAAGAGGAGGCAUUUUCCUUUAAAUACAGCCCUGGGAAACUGAGAGGGAACCAAUAUAAGAAAAUGCUGACCAAAGAAGAAUUGGAGGAAGAACAAAGGGUUAAAAAAGAACAGCUGGCUGCCAUCUUCAAACUUAUGAAGGACAAUAUGGAGACUUUUGGAGAGAUUUCUGAUGGAGAUAUGCAGGAACAGCUCAAGCUUUAUGAUAUGUAGGCUCAAAAACAACAAAGCUCUCCAAUAGCUGCUGCUUUGCCCUUGAAUUUAAAGACAAUUGUACAGUGACUGUUAUUAGAUUAGAAACUCUUGUUUUCAGAUUUUUGUAGGUUUAAAUAUACAUAUAUACACAUAUGUAUAUAUGUACACACACACACAUACACACACACACACAUAUAUAUAACUUUUUGCAUAUACUCUUUAUAUCUCAUCUCAUAGGGAUCAAAAAUAUACUCCCCACAGAGGAAGAGUGGUGAGCAACCCUAGUUAGCUGAGUUUCCCUCCCAAUUGCUUGUUGUUACAGUUCGAAUUAUGUGACAUAAUUAGUAGUAGAAGAUAAGAUACUUUGUCUUCUGACUUGAGCUAAAAAAUUUCUCAUGUUAGUCCCAAGAUAGGCAUUAAUAAUACAGAACCAGGCUAGAUGAUAUUAGAGUAAGGCUGACUCAAAGUUUUUGCUCAUGACUCAAUAGUAAGCUGUUUGGGAGGAUCUAGGGAUGCUGAAGAAUAUAAUGUUUUUACUUUUAGCAUCCUUAUAAGUUUUUAUAGGGGUAGAGUAAAAAUUUUUUUAAGCAUCAGGAAUCCAUUUCUUCCUUCGGUGGUCUAAAAAUCUGUUUCAGUCUUUGUGGAUCAAAAUAAAGGUACUGGGAAAUGA
This is a messenger RNA of Antechinus flavipes (yellow-footed antechinus), 1393 nucleotides long. It is a transcript of the gene MXRA7, whose product is annotated as matrix remodeling associated 7. NCBI's taxonomy places the organism in Eukaryota, Metazoa, Chordata, Mammalia, Dasyuromorphia, Dasyuridae. Bases 16 to 741 code for a protein of 241 amino acids. The transcript has 4 exons. The record is from RefSeq and is a predicted model, not a curated record.